This is a messenger RNA of Chiloscyllium plagiosum (whitespotted bambooshark), 2192 nucleotides long. Its product is annotated as N-acetyllactosaminide beta-1,3-N-acetylglucosaminyltransferase 2-like. The record is from RefSeq and is a predicted model, not a curated record. Lineage: Eukaryota; Metazoa; Chordata; Chondrichthyes; Orectolobiformes; Hemiscylliidae. Gene Ontology annotation, biological process: poly-N-acetyllactosamine biosynthetic process; protein O-linked glycosylation. Gene Ontology annotation, molecular function: protein N-acetylglucosaminyltransferase activity. Gene Ontology annotation, cellular component: Golgi membrane.
GUUGUCAAAUCCAUUAAUAGGCGGAGUUUAAGAUAAGAAAGCCUUAGCUGCUGGCUUUUGGAGGAAGCAGGCUUUUCAGAGUCGAGAGGAACUGAGCUGGAGUGGACCGGGAUUUCGGCGCUAAGGGACAGACAAAAAUAGCAGAUGCAUUCCUUUUGUGUAUAGUCCCUCCAGCUGGAUGUGUGUGUGUGUGAGAGAGACUUCACUUGCUUCUGCUCCCUUUGCCCACCCUGAGUGUCAUUCCCAGCGGCAGAGAGGGGCACACUGAGAGCGGGACAGGAGACUGGAGGAGAAAACCCAUGCCUCGUGUGUGAGCGGACUCGACAGGCGGAGAGAGCCAAGGAUUCACUGAUGUGACCAGGUUAGAGGGGAAUGGCACACUCCAAGUUACGCCUAGCAGUGGUGGCUGUGUUAGGUCUUGCUACGCUCCAUAUUUUUCUGAGCUGGCAUUCCAAAGACCUGAUACAAGUUCUUGUGCAGAGAGUAUACGUCCACAAUAAUUGGCUGAAUGCUACAAACGUCUCCUAUCCCAGCUUGGCCACUAAUGAAAGUAAGAUCUCUCUGGUCAACAUUUCUUCCGGCUUCAAGAAAUUUAUCCCCGAGAAGAACAACUUCUGGAACCACAGGCAGCACCAGAUGUUCCAGCUGCUCGAUCGCCUGAUUCUCAACGGUACCUCCUCCUACAGCCCCUCGUCCAACUGCAUCGAAGCCGGAAUGGGGCCUGAGGUGCUUGAGGCCUACUCCUUCUCUGAGUCCCACGGGGACUUCCUGCGCUACAUGAACUGCAAGGACUACCCCCAACGGAUCGACCAGCCAGACAAGUGCGACAGUGACACCUUCUUGCUUCUCGUGAUCAAGUCGGUAGCCGCUAACUUUGAGAGGAGGCAGGCCAUCCGCGAGACCUGGGGUAAAGAGAGCACCGUGGAGGGAAUGCAGGUCCGCACUGUCUUCCUCCUGGGCUCGGCCUCCAACGUGGGCGAUGGCCCCGACCUCUGGAGGCUGCUGGAAUUUGAGAACAGGCUGUACAGGGAUAUCCUCCAGUGGGAAUUCAAAGACACUCUGUUUAACCUCACCCUGAAGGACUAUCUGUUCCUCAAGUGGGCCACAGUCCACUGCCCCCAUGUCCGGUACGUCUUCAAGGGGGAUGAUGACGUGUUCGUUAACACGCCCGUGAUGGUGACAUACUUGAAAUCACUGAGCGAUGACAUAAGCAGCCAACUUUAUGUUGGACAGACCAUCUUGAAUGCCACGCCACUCCGAGACAAGAAAAGCAAGUACAGCAUUCCCAAAUCCUUCUACGAUGGGGCCUACCCAGCUUAUGCUGGGGGUGGGGGUUUCCUGUACUCGGGGAGCCUGGUCAGAUCUCUCUACAAAGUCUCUCACUACAUCCCAUUCUUCCCAAUUGAUGAUGUUUUCACUGGGAUGUGCUUCAUGGCACUCAAGAUUAGCUUACUGCAUCACUCUGGCUUCCAGACAUUCGACAUUGAGCCCAAGCACCGAGAUAAUCCCUGCGCCCACAUCAACCUGAUCCUCGUACAUCAGCGCAGCCCCAGGCAAACGGCUCUACUCUGGAGAGCUCUGCGCAGCCCAGACCUCAAGUGCUAGUGUCUGCCCCUCCCAUGCUUCCUGCCAAGGGGAUGAUCCUUUCCCCAAAGCAUCAGGCAUGAAGUGGUUUUCUGAAAAAUUCUCAUUGACUCCCACUUCAUUUUCCUCCCUGUGGAGCUGAAGAUUCCUGAAAAUGGGAGGAAUUUCCCAUUCUCUGAAAGCUGAAGGUGGAAAAGAAAAAGCUGCAAGAGGUGUAGCUAUCAAUACGGCUGCUUUAGUAUCAAUCAGAUACUCUUGAGGUCUUCUGGUUCUGGUGAAAGGUCAGCCUACACAUAUGUUAACGUUUACAAGUGCUGCUUGCUCUGCAGAGAGAUGGCAGCAUUUUCUGCUGUCAAUUAGAGUAUAAUUGGGAGGCAAAUGGUAUACAAAUGUAUACUUUGUGUGAUAUAAAUGGCAGUUCUGGAUUGCCUUAUUGCACUGUGGUAGUAUCCGUUCCUCUGAACCAAAAAACCUGGACUCUAAUCCUACCUGCUGCAGAGCUGUGUAGUAACACCUCUAACAGGUUCCUGAGAAUACACCUUAGAAGAACACACAGUUAUUGUAUAGGGGCUCUUGUGGUGCAGUGAUAGUGUCCCUACUCUGAGCCA